Messenger RNA from Alosa sapidissima (American shad), 481 nucleotides. RefSeq names its product SKI family transcriptional corepressor 2-like. The record is from RefSeq and is a predicted model, not a curated record. NCBI's taxonomy places the organism in Eukaryota, Metazoa, Chordata, Actinopteri, Clupeiformes, Clupeidae. Bases 86 to 367 code for a protein of 93 amino acids. The transcript is spliced from 4 exons.
AGGUGUCCCCGACUCCUCUCCGCUGGGCAUUUGGAACGCUCCACCAGCUGGGAGUGGUGGUGGGAAUCCUCAUCGCCCAGAAAUCAUGGAUGACAGCAGCAUGGAUGACAGCGGCAUGUAUACCAGCGGUGGUGAAUCCCAGGCUACCACAAUAUUAUUCUCCAGGAGUGAGGGUGACUUUGUGUCGCCCUCUGAGUUUGAGGACGAUGGGCACAGCCCUCUUCCUUCUCCACCUCCACCUCCACCUCCACCUUCACCACCACCCCAGGGCUUGCUCCCCAGACAGCCCAGACUGUGGCUGGAGAAUGAUAUGGAUGGCUACCUUGGUGACGAGGAAGAUAGCGAUGAGGAUGAUGAAAAUUUGUAAUUUUGUAUAUUCUUUAUCUUCUUCGGCCCUUAUUGCUUAGUUGUGCUUUUUAUAUUAUAUACUUUUAAUUACUUUUUCUGCUGCUAUUGAAUGUUUGUGUGUUGUCUGUAUUCU